AUGAUUGCAAAUAUUCUUUUCCUGUUCCUGGGGCUUGGAAGUGCUGUGGCAAGUCUUGCAGGGGUAGAUCCCAAUACGCUGAAAUGUGACCCAACUGGAAGGCAAACUCUACAUCUCCCCCAUUUCACGGAUUGUAACAAGUUCUUCAUGUGCGCACAUGGUGCUGAAGUUGAGUUUACUUGCGCAGAAGGCACCAUAUUUGAUUUCCCCCUCCAGGUAUGCAACUGGCCAUGGGCUACUAAAUGCUACCUCAGGACGAAAAGGGACGACGACAUCGAAGAAGGAUCUGGUGAAGAAGACAUAGAUGUACCCGGUGGCGUAAACAUCGGCCGCCCAAGACCCUUCUCCUCUGAAGUUUUAAUGAGCGGACAUCUCAACUGUCAAAGUAUAGACGGAGCUUCUCGUAGAAUUGGAUUCAAAGGUGAUUGUCAGCGGUACUGGAGCUGUACUGCCGGUUCCCCUCAUGCAUCAUACUGUACCGAUGGCUUGUUCUUCAACGAGGAGAAACAAGAAUGUGACUUUGAAGCUAACGUCAAGUGCGUGGAUGACCCCGUUGACGAACUCCACACCGAAUUUAUUGAAUACAAAUAA
This is a messenger RNA of Leptosia nina, 591 nucleotides long. The record is from the annotation of a GenBank genome assembly. NCBI's taxonomy places the organism in Eukaryota, Metazoa, Arthropoda, Insecta, Lepidoptera, Pieridae.